Molecule: messenger RNA, 3430 nt
Organism: Spea bombifrons (plains spadefoot toad)
Lineage: Eukaryota; Metazoa; Chordata; Amphibia; Anura; Pelobatidae
Gene: RASIP1
Product: Ras interacting protein 1
Exons: 11
Coding region: 126-2930 (934 amino acids)
Biological process (GO): regulation of GTPase activity; negative regulation of Rho protein signal transduction; angiogenesis
Cellular component (GO): cell-cell junction
Molecular function (GO): GTPase binding
Source: RefSeq, a predicted model, not a curated record
GUCAAUCUUCCAUCUAUAUUAGAGGUGAUCUUUGACAAAACAAACUAUUAUGCAUUAACAAAAUUCUGGUUUCAACAAUUGGAAGCUUUAACAUUUUUUCAUCCCAGGUCUGAAAAGGUUAGACCAUGUUUCACGAAGAGAAAAAGGAAGGAAGCCCCAGAUUUGGAAAGCUUCAUUUUCCUGUUGGACUGUGGAUUAAUUCUCCAAAGAAGCAUUUUGCCAAAUUAGGCCGGCGCUGGCCUAGUGUGGGUUCAAUCAAGUCAACCUCCUCAGACACAGCCAGCCGCAGCAAUGAGACUGUGGAAUUGCGCCAGCCAACUAAGAACAAAAACAACCGUCAUAAACGCCUGUCAAACAUUUUUCACCGCAGUACGAACAGUAUUGUUGGUAGUAUUAGUGCAGGUAGUGGAACAGGACGCUGGGGCAGCGAGAAGAAGUUGUCAGAGAUCAUUGACACUGUGCCUGAGGACCUGGUGGAGCUCUCUAGCCAAAAAAAUUUGCCAGGUAUUCUCAAGAUAUUUGGUGAUGACAUAUCUUCUGGAACGAACUACAAAAGUGUUUUGGCCACUCCACGUUCUACUGCAAGGGAGUUAGUUAGGGAGGCCCUGGAAAGAUAUGCUGUAGUUGAUUCAGACACAGAAACCUUUGUCCUGUGCGAUGUUGUGGGUCGAUUUGUGGGACAUGAAGGGGAAUGGAAGAUGGAAUACCUACGUAUAGUAGGGGACCAUGAACGCCCCCUGGUUCUGCAGGAAAUGUGGAAGCCUAAAGCUGGUUUCUCUCGUCGCUUUGAAAUUAGACGGAAGCAGGAAGUGGAGAAGAUGACAACAGCCGAAGAUAAAGAGACUGCAGGUAUCAAUGCUCAAGCUCGCAGGUUACAGAAGAGUCGGUCUCGAGCGGCCUCAGGUGGAAAUGCCCCAAUGAGGGACCGAGAAGAUAGCAUCUCGCUUCGCCGCAGUAUAAGUGAUAUCAAUCUGAACUCCAAGAAGCGCAGAGAAAGGAAAAGCAUUAAAAGCAUGGUAGCUAACGAUACAGAUGCUACACAGGAUGUAGAUCCAAGUCAAAAGGAUGGCAGUGUGGAGAUACAAAGCUUGUCCGAAAACACUCAUAAUGCUGACAGCGUAGACUAUGCUGCAGACAACUUAGAUUUCGAACGUCUGUCUCAAUGCUUGAUUCAGCCACCUGUACAGCACCCAUACUUUCUUCUUCUUCAAGGAUACAACAAAGAGCAGGACUUUGUUAUAUAUGUAAUGACCCGGAAGAAGCAUCUAUUUGGGAGAUCAGAAAAAUCUUCCAGGGACAAAGGACCUUAUGUUGACACUUUCCUUUCGGCUCCAGAUAUCCUUCCUCGUCACUGUUGUGUAUGGCAUUUGGAUUCCUCUGGACAGAAGAAUAUAGUCCGUGUAAGGCCUUACCGCGGGGCUCUUGUUAUACAUAAUGGAGUAGUACUACAAAGAGAAGCUGAACUUCAGACUGGAGAUUUGUUGGGACUUGGGGAACAUUUUUUGUUCAUGUAUAAAGAUCCUAGAGUGACCCAAGGCAAACCUGCCUGGCUUCCACAGUCCUGGUCAUCACCUGGACUGAGUGGGGCCUUUUCAUGCCAAAUGUGUGGGCGCACGCUACAAGAGAGACAAGAGGCCGUGCAAGCAUACAUAGAGAGUCGGGAUUUGAUGUUGCAGUACCGCUCACAGGAAGAGGAUGCUUUGUUGAAAGAAAUUAUUGAAAAAACUGGUAACCCUGGCAAUGAGUUUAAACUGUCUCCUGCCUACCUCUUCAGCCUCUGUAUUGAGCACUCAACUCGAGCCCUGGACCCUGGGCAUUUCCCCAAGUUAGUCAUGAAGAUUGCCACGCUCAUCAAGGAAGUAGUCUGGGAGAAGAUUAAAGAGAUUGGAGACAAGCAACCAGAAAAUCAGCAGGACAAAGCUUUUAUGAGUACUCUGGGCAUUGAAGAGGUUGCUACUGACCUUCGGCCUCUAAUGUUAUGGAUGGCAAACUCAAUGGAACUUCUCAAUUUUGUCCAAAGAAAAAUCCUAGACAUGGAAAAGGAAUGGGAAUCAGAAGGCACUUCCCAAGACGCUUUGCUCACAACUGAUCUAGAAGCAUGUGAGGAGUCGAUGGCCCUCCUUGAUGAAGUCAUUAUGUAUACAUUUCAACAGUGUGUGUAUUACCUAACAAAGACAUUGUAUGCAGCUCUUCCUGCUCUCCUAGAAAGCAAUCCUUUCACAGACCCCUCAAAUCUCUCAGAUGUUGGCGAGUUGAGCCGCAUGCCUGAAGGUACCCGUGGAACACUCGCCAUCUAUCAAGCCACAUUGGAUUUAACACGGGAGUGUGAAUUGCACGCCGAUCUUGUGUCUCAGACAUUUGGUUACCUCUUUUUUUUCUCUAAUGCCUCCCUCUUCAAUACUUUAAUGGAAAAGGGUAAUGGGGAGCCAUUUUACCAAUGGUCAAAGGCUGUUCAAAUCCGUACUAAUCUUGACUUGGUCCUUGAUUGGUUGCAAGGGAUUGGUCUGGGUGAUAUUGCAGCGGAAUUCUUCCGAAAAUUGUCUACCACUGUAAACUUGCUCUGCAUUCCUAAAACUAGUCUACUAAAGCUUUCUUGGGGUAGUCUUUGGAAUGAAUAUCCAGCAUUGAGUAGUGCUCAGCUCAAUCACUUGUUAAGAAACUAUCAUCUGGGAGUGGGGCGAUCACAUCCUGCUGCUUGGGACCCCCCAGAGGAGGAAAAAGAUGCAAUCGCAAACAACAUCUUCGAGAGCUUCACUGACCACCCUCCAUUGAUUUUGCCUUGUGACAACUUCCGCCUUCAACUCUCUGACCCGAUUGCAAAUGAUGCUUUUCACAAAAUACUUUGUCAGCUUCGACAUUUCGUCUGGGAUCUUGAGCAGAAAUCCUUGCCCGCUAACCAAAGAGCACCAUAUAGAAUGGACAGCAAAUAAUAGACCACCGUGAAUAAAAAAAAACAAAAACCUUCGGAAAACUCAGAGACUUUGUGAAGAUUCAAUGUAUGGUUUUGAUUCUUGUGCUUUGAGUGUGGAAGAAAGGGAUGUUGGCAAAAUAUUGAUUGUCUACUCGUAGAAUAAGAUAAGAAGCAGCAGGUAUAAGUAUGGAUGUGCUUUCUGUUCUUGAAAUAAGCCUCACACUGCGCUUGAACAGAUCACUAACAAACGUUACCACAAAGAGGCAGCUGGACGCAGUGUCUGAAGUCAACAAGUGCUUGAGUAUCUUUAAGUGGAUAUAUAACAUUUAGUGAAAUAAUCUACAGGACAUCCUGUUUUGUUUGUAUGUCUGGUCUAAACUCUAACUUACAGGAUCUUUGCUAUUUUAAGCAUGACAUCUCCUUGCUCAAAUAUUUUAAUGAAACCUCCAUUGCAAUAUAUUAUGUCAUUGUCAUAUUAUUGUGUUAUAUGACAUAAUAAAUAUCUUAUUUAAAACCUUA